Molecule: messenger RNA, 1108 nt
Organism: Bipolaris maydis ATCC 48331
Lineage: Eukaryota; Fungi; Ascomycota; Dothideomycetes; Pleosporales; Pleosporaceae
Source: RefSeq, a predicted model, not a curated record
AUGCUAUUGAUAUCAUUACGUACAACCGCACUGGCGUUGCUUUGCGCAUCCACCGCCCUUGCUCAGACUGUCUCGCUCUCGGCCUUUAUCCCACGGAUCGACAACCUCCCCUCGGCCUGCAACACUGUCUACUAUUCAGCCAUUUCCGGGUGCGUACCGGGAGACUUCCAGCCAGGCGCAACAUGUAGCGCUGCCUGCGUACGGGGUCUCAACCAAAUUGGAGACAGUGUGAAGAAGAGAUGCGCCGACGUUGACGUGGGCGAGUUGAGUAUCAUCGGCGUCUUCCAGAAUGGACUGGGUAUCGCGAGUCUGUGUCCUGGCGUUACUGUAACGACCAUCAAGUCAGACUCUCCGACAACGAGCACACAGUCGUCUAGGUCAUCCACAAGCACAAGGGCAGCAUCUUCAUCAUCAUCAUCGUCGUCAUCAUCUUCAUCGUCGGAGACAACCUUAGCCAGCUCGACGGUUGAUGCGAGACCGACACCGUCAAGUUCAUCGACCGACACACAAAACGAACAAACCACUAGCUCGAUUUCAUCGACAAACGGCCUGGUUCUAGAUCCGAAUGCUACCGGAUCGACCCCAACUACAACGGUAGCCGUCCCGCCCGAAGACACAAAAGCUCCCAACCCAUCGCUCGCGCCAGGCACGCAGUUGUCCAAUGCCUUUUCAGGUGGUGGGUCACCAUUUGAUAUCGUCGCAACAGGCUCAUCAAGUCACAAAGAUAUAUUUGGUGGUGCCAUGGCAGCUCUCCUGGCGACAGCCCUGCUCAUCAUCAUCUGUGCAUAGUUGCAUAUCAUUCUUUUUUUUUGUUCUCUUAUUUCCUAGCGUUGUAUAUACGGCUCACGACACGGCGUUUUGGGGCAUUAGCAUGUUUGAUUUGUACCAUAUACCCGUACUGAUGGAUUACAAGAUCGAUCAGUACUACAGCUAGCUGGGAGUGUCAGCAGAUUGGAAGCAAUGGAUAUGUGUACGAUGAUGCAAAGCAGAACGGGCUGUAGAGCAGCGCCACAGACCUAGGCAGAGACACAGGCAGCUGGUCUCGUGCCAUAGUGGCAUAGUACUAUACGCAACGAUGAAUCAAACAGAAGCACACCAGCUCAUGACU